Molecule: messenger RNA, 892 nt
Organism: Glycine soja
Lineage: Eukaryota; Viridiplantae; Streptophyta; Magnoliopsida; Fabales; Fabaceae
Product: agamous-like MADS-box protein AGL80
Exons: 1
Coding region: 36-725 (229 amino acids)
Biological process (GO): positive regulation of transcription by RNA polymerase II
Molecular function (GO): DNA-binding transcription factor activity, RNA polymerase II-specific; RNA polymerase II cis-regulatory region sequence-specific DNA binding; protein dimerization activity
Source: RefSeq, a predicted model, not a curated record
UCUCCUUUUGUUUCUCCCUUCUUUUGGUCACAAUCAUGACCCGGAGAAAGACGAAACUCACAUUCAUAGCCAAUGAUACUGAGAGGAAGACUUCAUACAAGAAAAGGAAGAAGUCACUGCUGAAGAAGACGGAGGAACUUAGCACUCUUUGUGGCAUUGAAGCAUGUGCCAUAGUUUAUGGCCCCGAUGAUCCUCAGCCAGAGACUUGGCCAUCCGAAGCGGGUGUCAAAAAUGUGCUGGGAAAGUUCUCUACCAUACCAGAAUGGGAGCAGGGAAAGAAAAUGGCGAACCAAGAGAGUUUCAUUGCAGAAAGCAUCCAGAAGGGCAGAGACAAGGUGAAGAAAAUAGGGAAGGACAACAAAGAAAAGGAGAUGACCAUGUUCAUGUAUCAGUGCUUCAACACAGGUACUGUUCAGCCUGAUAACAACAUGGCCAUAGCUGAUUUGAAUGUUCUUUCAUCUGUGAUUGAACAGAAGCUGAGGGACAUUAGUAGAAGGAUGGAAACGCUGAAUGUUAACGAGACAACACCACAGCAACCCGAGAUGCAAACACCAGCGCUUCCCGUAGCGCCUGAAGAGACAACGACGACACCGCUGAAUUAUGGCCAUGAUGAGUCGGAUGUGAAUGCUGACCCCUUGGAAAGCCAGUGGUUUAUGGACUUGCUUAAUGGUAAUGGGGAUGAGACACCAAUGACUCCAUUUGGAGAUGUUAAUCUCCCACUCUAAACUGGCUUUUGGCCUAACCUGUUACCUUGAAGCAUGUCCUUGUUAGAAGUCCUUUGGGGAUCUAUGGUCUGGGGUUUAUGAAUGCUUGUUUAAGUUCAAUAGUUUAUGGUUUGGGGUUAAUUUAUUUUACUGUCUAGUCUUCUCAUUUUAUUAUUCUGCUUAUUAGU